Podospora pseudocomata is the source of this 1500-nucleotide messenger RNA. RefSeq lists its product as uncharacterized. The transcript has a single exon. Lineage: Eukaryota; Fungi; Ascomycota; Sordariomycetes; Sordariales; Podosporaceae. The coding region runs from base 1 to 1500 and encodes 499 amino acids. The record is from RefSeq and is a predicted model, not a curated record.
AUGGCUAAAUCACGUCCACCAACAACCGGGUCACUCUUCCAAUAUCUGUUUCUCGCCCUUGGGGUAUUAUCAACAGCCACCCUCGCCGCCCCUCCCGCCCUCCCGCCAAUACCGACCAUAACCCCCCCACCAACCCUCCUUGUCCCCCGCCAAAACGACCCCCAAAUUCAAUCCCUCUCCCAACAACUCUCCGCCCUAUCCCAAUCCUCCCGCGAAAUCUCCCAAUCGUCCCAACAACUCUCCAUCACGUCAGCCCAGCUGCUAAACUCAGUCCAGCAGCUCUCCUCCCGUCUCACCCAAACAGAACAGUCGGUCAAUGCGCUCCGGCAGUCGGUGAACAACGCCGAGCAAGCCUCCCGCUCGUUAUCACAGCAGGUAGCUGAGGUUUCGCGAAGCGCAGACCGUCAGAUGAGUGAGCGGUUGCAGAGGGCGAGCAUGACGAUGGUGGAGAAUAUGAGCGCCAUGUCGGUUCAGAUGGAAAGCAGUUUCUCCCGGAGGCUGGCGCAAGCGUCUAGGAGCGCGGUUGCUUUGGCGCAGGGACGGGUUGUGCAGGAGGGGGAGGAUAGGGGGUUGGAGACUGGGUUUGGGGUUCCCACCUCAACAGCGGUGCCGGAACCGGUGCAAGGGAUGAGAACGGAGGUUGUGAUCGGGGCUGUGGUUGGGGGGGUGUUGGGGUCAAUGGUGUUGAGUGUGGUGGGGGUGUUUUUUGGGUUGAAGAUACGGCAGCGACAGCAGAAGCAGGGGAGGUUGGGGCCCGGGAUUGGGAGUGAUGUUUUUUUUACCGGGGGGGGAGGGGGGAAGAUCAAAGGAGGGAGUCCGAAUAUUGGGGCGCCGGUACUGCAGUCUACGUCGAAUAAGGCGUAUGCUAGUGUGGGUUUGGGGCCGGAAGGGUUGCAGGUUGGGGGGGAGAACAAGGAGAAGGAUGUGGGAAAGAGGGUCAGUGAUGUCAGUAGUGUCUACUCUUCUGACUUGGACGACGACGAAAAGGAGCUGCUUAAACAGCAGCAGCAGCCGUCACCUGCUACACUGGCAAGAAACGCGCCGGAUCUGAGGAGGAUGGUUUUGGAAAGGUCGGGGACUACCAUCUCGAGAAAGUCGGUCGGGGGUCCAAAGGUUGGGUUCGCGAUGAGUUAUUACUCCCCUGACUCGACGACGAUGCCACCACCUCCAAAGGCGGUCGGGACGGGGGUGAUCAAGAAGGCAGGGGGGCAUAAUGAUAAUGAUAAUAAUUCUGUGAUGAAGGUUAUGACGCCUACGGCAACGACGAUUGUCAAGACGGGGGGAAACAAGACGAGGCAGAUGAUGAAGGGGUUUCAACUGAGUCAGCCGCCGCCGGGAAAGCUGAGUUUGUUCCCGAGGAGUGAUGGGGGGAGUAGUGGGGGGAGUAGUCCUGUGGAUGAAGAGGAUGGGAAGGGGACGCCGAAGAGGUUGGAGAGCUGGUUGAGGAGGGAGAGGGAGGUUGUUAGUCCUUUUGCUACGGCUGCUCCGGGGAAGAAGUAA